AUGUUUGCCGUUGAACACCCACCAACAUCCAGAUCUACGCCUCCGUCGGCAUCAUCGACGUCGACAUCGAUAGGGACUCGGGAUUCCAUUCAUCCAUAUAAAGGAAUUGCACCAAAAUUGUCAAGCUACAGCACGUCGGAAGAUAGCAUGUUGGAUACUGUUUCCGCGACAACCUCGACCUAUACCGCUACUGACUCGCCCCUAUUGCGUGAUUUGUCGGACCACCUGUUUGGCAGAUUGACCUUGGAGCCUAAACCCGUGGAUUUGAGCAAGUACGAGAUAAUCAGCGUGUUCCUCACCCAUUUGAUAAACAUGCGAGAUCCAGGCAUCAUCCUCACCCAGCCCAAAAAUCUUCAGUUUUUCAAAAGGUUCCAAGUGCAGACGCCUCCAGAGUCCAAUAGGGAAAUCUUGGACGGGAUACUAUUUCCCGCCGAUGUCUGGAUCAGAGACGAGGUCAGCAUUAAAAAUGUCGAAAUUAAAGUGACAAUGUUGAAUGAAAUCAAUAGCAUGUUGGAAAGCGAACUAGGCAAUAUCAGCGAGCAGAGCUCAUUUGAAGAGAUCACAUUGAGCUAUUAUGCCAAGUUGCUCACGGCCUACAAGGUUUAUGAAGUGCCCACGCGGAGUUUCCCUGUGAAAGAAGAUAGUUUUCUCCAAGGUCCGAUUGACGAGGAGUGUGAAGAAGGCAAACGCCAAGACGAUUUGGGGCUCUUUGGCAAACCUUUUUACCGAACCACCUCGAACCAAAGCCAGCAAUCACUGGGCUCGCAAAGUUCGAAAAACUCCAAAAAUAAAAGAACAAGCUCAACCAGCUCCCUUGGGAAAAAGCGACUUUCAUCUUUCUUAACUAAUGGGAAUAAGCAUCAGCCCCUAGAGGAUUCUUCUACGCCGCAUACUCCACCACAUCAACCAUUUGCCAACCAAAGAAGAAAUAGCAGUUUGAGCACAAUUACCGAUCUGACCAGCACCACCACCAAUUCGGGGCUUUUCCAUUCCAACUCUAAUUCAAAUUCAAAUCACCGUUCGUCGAGCCUGCGACAGUCUCCAGAGGGCCACGGCCCCACUGCAACCAUAAACUCAAUACUCUCCAAACUGAAAAUCUACAACCGAAUGAAAAAACACCGCGAUCUGUUGGCAUCUGUGGCAUCAAACAAGACUCAACUGAGUCCCUUGAGUCCCUUGAGCAACAGAUCGAGCUUAUCCACCGCCCAGACUGGCGCAACUUCCGUCGGGUCAAGGAGACGCAGCGUAGGCGUUCAAUCAAUCAACAAUAGCGGCGCCGCGUCAGUGACAUCUUCAGCGCACACCGUCACCGCUAUGGUGGAAGUCAUCAGCGAAGAGCAAAGACACGAGAACUCAAAGCAUAAGUACGACUACUACGUGCAGAUUUUCAAGUUGAAUCGCAACACAGAUAAAAUCAUGAAUGCGCUAGUGGCAAACACUCAAGUCCCCAAUGAAAAAUUGGUCAAGUUUUUGGAGUUUAUCAAGGAGAAAUUGUUGAAGUUUAUUAUUGUUGACGUUAUGUUUAUGAUCUUGAGCUAUGCUGAAGCCGGAUGUUCAAAUUUCAGCAAUCUUGUACGAUAUUAG
Molecule: messenger RNA, 1584 nt
Organism: Lodderomyces beijingensis
Lineage: Eukaryota; Fungi; Ascomycota; Pichiomycetes; Serinales; Debaryomycetaceae
Source: the annotation of a GenBank genome assembly